AGAGAGCCGUAAACCCUAGUACUUUAAAUAAGUCAUACACACUCUCUUCUUCCAGACCCCUUCUUCUUGUUGUUCAUCACCCUCUCCUGUUGCAUUAUUUUCGCUGGUGGCUGCCGCCAAUUCCAUUUGGGAGGGACGGUUUCUGGGCGAGGAUUGCUGUUCUCGAAUUGGAGUCAAUCAUUGGUUGCUUCCAAUUCAGUUGCGAGGACUUGUUUUGAUUUGGGUUUUGGUUUUCCUUCGUCGAAUCUUUUGUUCUUGGGAGUGAUAUGGAUCUUCCCAGUUUGGUCGUGAUUCUUCAAGCUGCUCUCAGCCCCAAUCCCGAUGAAAGGAAGGCUGCUGAGCAGAGUUUGAAUCAGAUUCAGCAUACCCCGCAACAUCUGGUGAGGAUGCUAUUGAUCAUUGUGGAUAAUAAUUGUGACUUGGCCGUUCGUCAAGUUGCUAGCAUUCAUUUCAAGAAUUACAUUGCCAAGAACUGGUCGCCCGACUCAGAUGAGUAUCAUGAGAUUUCUGAGAGUGAUAAAGAUGCGGUCCGGAAGAACAUUCUCCCAUUCUUGUCACAGGUUCCAUCGUUAUUGAGGGUGCAGCUUGGGGAGUGCUUAAAGACUAUCGUUCAUGCUGAUUUUCCGGAGCAAUGGCCGUGUCUUCUUGAAUGGGUGAAGGAAAAUUUACAAGCUUCAAACGUUUAUGGGGCUUUAUUUGUGUUGCGGAUUCUUGCUAGAAAAUAUGAGUUUAAAUCAGAUGAGGAGAGGACUCCUGUUUAUCGAAUUGUUGAUGAGACAUUCCCUCUUCUACUCAAUAUAUUUAGCGGACUUGUCCAGAUUGGUAACCCUUCUUUGGAAGUAGCGGAAUUGAUCAAGUUCAUUUGUAAAAUAUUUUGGUCAUCAAUAUAUAUGGAGAUUCCAAGACUUCUUUUCGAUACACAUGUGUUCAAUGCUUGGAUGAUGCUAUUCUUAAAUAUACUGGAGAGGCCAGUUCCCUUGGAAGGCCAGCCUGCAGAUCCUGAACUUAGGAAAGCCUGGGGGUGGUGGAAAGUGAAGAAGUGGACUGUUCAUAUCUUAAAUAGGCUUUACACUCGGUUUGGAGAUUUGAAACUUAAGAAUCCAGAAAGUAGAGCAUUUGCUCAAGCGUUUCAGAAGAACUAUGCAGGGAAGGUCAUGGAAUGUCACUUAAAUUUGUUGAAUGUGAUACGUGCUGGUGGCUAUUUGCCAGAUCGAGUUACCAAUCUCAUUCUUCAAUACCUAAGCAAUAGUAUCACAAGGAAUAGUAUGUACUCUUUGUUGCAACCUCGACUUGAUGUUCUGCUUUUUGAAAUAAUUUUCCCCCUCAUGUGCUUCAAUGACGAUGAUCAGAAGCUUUGGGAUGAAGAUCCUCAUGAAUAUGUGAGGAAGGGUUAUGAUAUUAUCGAGGAUUUAUAUAGUCCAAGGACUGCUGCUAUGGAUUUUGUCAGUGAGCUGGUUAGGAAGCGUGGGAAAGAAAACCUUCCAAAGUUUAUCCAAUUCAUCGUUGGAAUCUUCAAUAGGUACGAUGAAUCACCUCUUGAAUUGAAGCCCUAUAGACAUAAAGAUGGGGCUCUUCUUGCUAUUGGAGCCCUAUGUGACAAAUUGAAACAAACAGAACCCUACAAGGCUGAACUUGAGAGCAUGCUAGUUCAACAUGUUUUUCCUGAAUUCUGCAGUCAUGUUGGGCAUCUCAGAGCUAAGGCAGCAUGGGUUGCAGGACAAUAUGCCCAUAUCAAUUUUGCUGACCAGAAUAAUUUCAGAAUAGCCUUGAUUAGUGUUGUUUCUGGGAUGCGAGACUCAGAACUCCCCGUUCGCAUUGAUUCAGUUUUUGCAUUGAGAUCUUUUGUUGAAGCUUGCAGAGAUUUGAAUGAAAUCCGUCCUAUCCUUCCACGACUUCUUGACGAAUUUUUUAAGCUUAUGAAUGAGGUUGAAAAUGAAGAACUUGUAUUUACUCUGGAGACUAUAGUUGAUAAAUUUGGGGAGGAAAUGGCUCCUUAUGCGCUUGGAUUGUGUCACAAUUUGGCUGCGGCUUUCUGGAGGUGUAUGAAUACUGCAGAAGCAGAUGAUGAAGCUGAUGAUUCUGGUGCUUUGGCUGCAGUUGGGUGUUUGCGUGCAAUUAGCACGAUUCUUGAAUCAGUGAACAGAAUUCCUCGACUUUUUGUCCAAGUUGAGUCAACAUUGCUCCCAAUAAUGCAAAGGAUGUUGACAACUGACGGCCAAGAGGUAUUUGAAGAAGUCUUGGAAAUUGCUUCAUUCAUGACAUUCUUUUCCCCUACCAUAUCCAUGGAUUUGUGGAGUCUUUGGCCACUGAUGAUGGAAGCAUUGGCAGAAUGGGCCAUUGACUUUUUUCCAAAUAUACUUGUUCCGUUGGACAACUUUGUAUCCAGGGGGACUGCACAUUUCCUCACAUGCAAAGCUCCUGAUUACCAGCAAAGUCUUUGGAACAUGAUUUCAUCAAUAAUGGCUGACAAGAAUUUGGAAGAUGGCGAUAUUGAGCCUGCUCCAAAGCUUAUUCAAGUUGUCUUUCAAAAUUGCAAAGGUCAAGUGGAUCAAUGGAUUGAACCGUAUCUCAGAAUCACAAUUGAACGCCUGGACCGAACUGAGAAGUCAUACUUGAAAUGUCUUCUAAUGCAAGUGAUUUCUGAUGCUCUUUACUACAAUGCAUCAUUAUCACUCAACAUAUUGCAAACGCUAGGUGUUGCAACAAAUGUAUUCAAUCUUUGGUUUCAGAUGCUACAAGAGGUCAAAAAGAGUGGUGUACGAGCUAACUUUAGAAAGGAACAAGAUAAAAAAGUUUGCUGCUUGGGAUUGACAUCUUUGCUUGCACUUCCAGCCGAUCAAGUACCGGGGGAGGCUCUUGGGCGUGUUUUUAGGGCCACCCUUGAUCUACUUGUUGCUUACAAGGAUCAAGUUGCAGAAGCUGCAAAAGAGGAGGAGGAAGCUGAAGAAGAUGAUGAUAUGGAUGGUUACCAAAGCAAUGGAGAUGAUGAUGGAGAUGGUUCUGACAAGGAAAUGGGAUUUGAUGCUGAGGACGGUGAUGAAGUUGACAGCAUCAAGCUUCAAAAGUUGGCUGCACAGGCCAAAUCUUUCCACCCGGUUGAUGAAGAUGAUUAUGACUCAGAUGAUGAUUAUGAUGACGAUGAUGACGAGAUGCAAUCUCCCUUAGAUGAUGUGGACCCUUUUAUUUAUUUUGUAGAUACAAUCAAAGCUAUUCAAGUAACAGAUCCAAUGAGGUUCCAGAGUCUUACCCAAUCACUAGAGUUCCAAUAUCAGGCUCUUGCACACGGUGUAGCGCAGCAUGCUGAGCAGCGGAGAGUAGAAAUUGAGAAGGAGAAACUGGAAAAAGCCACAGCCGCCUCUUCGUGACCAUGAGUCGAGUUGUCACUUGUAAGGCUAAAAUUUUGAAUUGCUCUCCUGGUCCCGUUCAUGUCCAUUGGUUUAGUAAAUGAUUGAUUGAAUGCAAAAAGAGUCGGUUGCCAUUCUCUUGAUUUGAUUGGGUUCAGUGUCCAUGGAUGAUGUCUGAGCCCCCAAAAGUUCAGAUCUGAAGUUGCUUGACAUGGUGGUGCCAGCCAAGUUCCCAUACCUAAAGACAAUGCAAAUAGUCUCAAGUUGCCAGAGUCGAUUAUCCUUCGACCCAGACAGUUCGGUUUGGGUCGAUGGUUCAGUGAGUCCCAUGCAUUGGAUGGCAGAACAUAACUGCCUAUCCUAGUUUGUCUCGUCUCAUUUUUGCCCAGGCAUAUUUCAUAUAGAAAGUUCAUCCACAUCUCCCAUUUUUUUUUCUCCUGCUUAGGCUAUAGGGUCUGUAGUAUUUUUGAUCAUUCAUUCCUUUUCUUCUUAAAUUAUGUCGAACGGAUCGGUAUUAUUUUUGUGAUUGAUUGUUUCUCGGCCUGUAUUCAUAAAGGUCUCGACCUCGGCCUGUAUUCAUAAAAGUCGAAGUUUAGGUUAGUAUUUCCCUCCAUCGGUGUCCUGGUUUUGCAACGGGCGACGGAGUUGGCUAGUUUUUUUGGGUUCGCUGCAGAGAGAGCUACUAAGGGUAGCUUUUGACCAUGUGGAUUGUGGCUGCUGCUGUUUUUGAUUCUUUUAUAAUAUAAAACUUGUGGAUGAAUGAAUGAGAAGGAAACCUGUUUCCUUGGCUCU
Cucurbita maxima (winter squash) is the source of this 4136-nucleotide messenger RNA. Its product is annotated as importin beta-like SAD2. Gene Ontology annotation, biological process: protein import into nucleus. The coding region runs from base 267 to 3365 and encodes 1032 amino acids. Lineage: Eukaryota; Viridiplantae; Streptophyta; Magnoliopsida; Cucurbitales; Cucurbitaceae. The record is from RefSeq and is a predicted model, not a curated record. Gene Ontology annotation, cellular component: cytosol; nuclear envelope. Gene Ontology annotation, molecular function: small GTPase binding. The transcript has 22 exons.